AACGCGUCCGUUGUACAGAAACGUUCGAGAAGCACGCUUUGUGAUUCGGAAAUAGUGGACAUCAUGUCGUUUCAAACGUUUUAUUCGACGACCGUCUGACAAAAAACGAUUAACAGACAAGUAAGAGCCUAAUUCAGCAUUUUCUUUUUCUUUUUGAAGAUCAAUUGAGAAAGGUACCGGCAAAAGUUAAUAGAGGCAGAAUGCGAUCGGUGCGAUUGUUGGUAAGCUGCGUGCUUCUUUUAUCCUCUUCGCUGUUGAUACGUAGUCAGUCUAUUGGAGGAAGAGUUACCUUUGCAGAAGAGAAAGGUGAGGAGUCAGGUAAUGUUAAAAUUGGUACUUUUGAUUCGCAGCAGUCAGAUGCGAGAUUUUUUAACGGAACCCGUCAAAGUAAAAAUCUUUUUGAUUGGAUUGGUAUCGGUAUAGGACGAAACGUCGAUCCGUAUUUGGCAAAGAUUAACAAGGCUUGUUUGAACGGCGAGCUAGCGGAAUGCUUCAAAUCUGAAGCACUUACUUCGUUCUCCGAGUUUUUCGAUCAGACGGCUUAUGCUUUGAACGAAAAUGUUAAGGUGGUGCAAAUGUCCCGACAAGUGGUCGCGGACGUUAAUCGUCAACCGUAUGAAUACUCGACGGAACCUAGAUCCGAUGAAUCGGAAUGGGAUCAGCUCGUCAAAUUCGCAUCAAGAAAAAUGGAAAGAUUCGUAAAGACCAUGGCUAUCGAACUAGAAGUUCCAACUUCAGAGAUUGGUGAAAACGAAGUUUACUCACCAAGAUUUAUAGAUGAGAUCGCUGAUGAGAUCGAUACUCUCGAAGAUAAAAAGGAUUCUCUUUUCUCACGUCAUCGUUUCCGAAAAUUAUUGAUACCGAUGCUGAUCGUUUUGAAGCUCUUCAAAUUAAAACUGUUGUUAUUUUUACCUCUAAUAUUCGGUUUGGUAUCCUUCAAGAAAUUUUUGACAUUUUUGGCUAUCGUUGUACCAGGAGUAAUAGGAUUUUUGAAAUUGUAUAAACCUCAAAAUUAUCAACCACCUUUUUACAGUCAAAAUGGUAUCGGUUAUCCUUAUUACAAGGAAUCUUCCGGUCAGCCUUAUCCUUACGUAAAUCACAAUACGGAAUACGACGGAAGUUACCACGGAGAUGCUGUGUCUUAUGGACAGGAUCUCGCAUAUCGAGGCUACCGCGAAUAUCAAUCGUAGAAAAAGAUAAUUUUUUAAUUAUUAUGUAUCUAUACUUAUUUUAUUAUUUAUUAUCUAACUUAAUUUUGAAUCAUUGUUGAAUCAAACGUAGUUUAUCAAUUGAUUGUAAAGAUAACUAAUACGAUUCCAUGUUUGACG
This is a messenger RNA of Vespula vulgaris, 1328 nucleotides long. RefSeq lists its product as uncharacterized. NCBI's taxonomy places the organism in Eukaryota, Metazoa, Arthropoda, Insecta, Hymenoptera, Vespidae. The transcript has 5 exons. The record is from RefSeq and is a predicted model, not a curated record. Bases 201 to 1190 code for a protein of 329 amino acids.